UGCGAAGCAGCCGAGAUUCCGCAAAGGAUACUCGCAAAUGCUCACCUGAAUUAAAAGCACGUCCCACGGCGAAAGCGACAGCACGAGAACAACAAACGCAAAGAAAUCAGCAGGAGCAACAACAACCACAACAACAACAACUACAACAAAUUAAAGCCAAAGAAAUGCAACAGCAAGAUAAAAAGAAGAAGGUCAAAACUGCUGCUGGUAGCCAAAAGAAUGUGACGAAUGGAAAAGUUGCUGCAAAGGAAUGCACAGCAACAGCAACAGCAGCGAUAGGCGAAGAAGUACAACAAGUAAACAGCGCGACUGACAAUAGCAACAGCAGUAAACAGGCAGAUGGCAGGAAGAAUUCGCAAAAGAUUGCGGGAGCUAUAGGUGGCAAUUUGUUGCAUGGCUGCCACUGGCAAUGGCGAAGAAGUCGAACGCGAGUGAACAAGGAAGAAGAGCAACAGCAACAACAACAACAACAACAGUCAAGCGAACUACUACAAGUUUAUAAAGACUACGCAGAUGAGCAAUUGUCCAUUUCGGUGUCCAAGGCGGCACCGCACACGACGAGGAUGACAAAUGUCAGCAGUUGA
Rhagoletis zephyria (snowberry fruit fly) is the source of this 584-nucleotide messenger RNA. RefSeq names its product transcription factor GAGA-like. NCBI's taxonomy places the organism in Eukaryota, Metazoa, Arthropoda, Insecta, Diptera, Tephritidae. The record is from RefSeq and is a predicted model, not a curated record.